Molecule: messenger RNA, 8373 nt
Organism: Dreissena polymorpha
Lineage: Eukaryota; Metazoa; Mollusca; Bivalvia; Myida; Dreissenidae
Product: centrosomal protein of 170 kDa protein B-like
Exons: 18
Coding region: 590-5767 (1725 amino acids)
Molecular function (GO): protein binding
Source: RefSeq, a predicted model, not a curated record
CGAGUGUCAAAGACAUUGUGGAAUUGAAUAUGAACAAAUUAGUCGGAAAGCUAUCUUGAGGUAUGAAAUAACAAUGCAAUGAGUAUCUUAUCGCUGGUAGUCUGUUACCGUCAUAUUGUUGAAAUUAGUUCGAUUACACCAGGUUUAAACUUUGUGGAAAUUCAAUCUCCUACCAUUUGUGGUAUAGUAGUGUCACAACACAAUAAAAGUAGACUUUAAAACAAGUGUUUAAUGAUAUUGUCUGUAAAACUCUAGAUUGGAUUAUUUGUAAAUAAAGUAUAGAUAAUAUUGUUCAAAUAUUAAUGUUUAUCAAGUGAAUUAGGCUUAAUGUGUGAACUAUGGGUAGAAGGAAAAAAGGAUGGUACUAAAAACUCAACUUUCAAUGUAGGAAAUGAUUUUUGCGGUAUUAAAUUUAUUAAGUGAAUCAGAGAUUUUGUGCGGUCAUAUACACUGAAAGGUUUGUUCAGUACAUACAAUCACCUGAUGAAGGAUGUUUAUAUCAGUUGUUCCUGAUAGCAUUAUAAACUUUUAAACAAAUGAUAAUAAAGUCGUUUUGCCGGCUGAGAUAACUUGGAGAUAAUUCUGUCGGAUGACCAGAUAUUGUGGUAGGGUACCCUAUCAUGGAAUGAGUGUCCAAACACUGACACAGACAGGAAGUCAGGAUGUCAGCAAGCCAGGAAUGAGAGACCACUGGUCCAGAACGCCCUUGAGGCGGCGGCGCAGCUUCCAGAGACUGUACAGGACCAGGUCAGUCCCCACGGGACACUUCUACAGAAAGGAGCCCCCACACAGCGCAGAUGAAGAGGGGGAGUGGUGCCUGGUCAGUAACCAUGGAGACCGGCACAAGCUUCCCAAGACCAUGAUCUUCCUAGGCCGAGAGGAGUGCGAUAUUGAAGUUCAGAGCCAGUCAGUGGACAAGCGGCAUGCUGUUGUGACCUUUGACACAUACGUAAAGAGGUUCAAAAUCAAGGACCUGAGUACAGAAACGGGGACAUAUGUCAGUGGCACACGUAUACCAGAGCAGGAGUAUGUCAUUCUAGACGAACUGGAUACAGUCCAUCUUGGAUAUGAUCAUUCAAUAGUCUUUAAAAUGGAGAGAUUUGAGGAAGACAAGCAGAGAGCAGGUAAAUCGGAGGUCAUUUAUGAUGACGAAACCUCAAGCUCAGCAAUCGACCUCAGUCACCAUGGCAACCAGAAUGGUAACCAUGACAACACCCUCCCGUCCUGGGCAAGCCAUGCUGCCACUGAAGAGGAUAUGGCAAGUCCCCUGGCAGAAUGUCAGCAAGCCCCUGUCGGAUAUUUCUACGCUUGUUUUCCUAAAAACGUUCUGGGCUGUAUAGUUGAACAGAGGAUAGAGCACACUUGCGGAGAGCACAACACCGAGUUGGACUCCGCGCACCGUGACCUUGACCGCAGUUACAGCGAGUCUAGCAUAGCUUCUUUCAGCCUUGGCUGUAACACAUGGCCCAAGAAGCGCCACAAAGGGACCACCUCCAAGAAGACUGUGACAGAAAUAUUUGCAGCAAUGGAUGAGGAGCGUUCCCAUGUUGAUGGGCUCAUUGACCACCCGCCCCCUAGCAGGGUCCUCAGGGGGACUGGUGCCCCCAUGAACAGACUGCCUGAUGAGCUGUCCACAGUGAAGCAGGGGACACCACUCUAUGGGCAGCCAAAAUGGUGGGGUGAAGAAGACUCUGAUCUCAAUCUAGAACGCCAGCGUCCCCGUGGUGACCACAUGGCGGACCCACAACCACAACAACAACCACACCGAGCAGACGUGUCUGCAGAACGCCGAAGGAGCGAUGUCUCAUUGCAAUCUAGUGAUGCAAAAUCUCAUGUUAUCAGCAGCAAUGUGCCAAAUACAAACACUACUCCAGUAGUUCCAUAUAGUGACCCUAAUAAGACUUGUACCACUCCUGAGGGAGUUACCAAUAUGGCUUUUACUGUGGAUUUUGGGGACGAUUCUAAAUCGAGUCUGGAGGGGAGGAGCCUAGGGGACUUCAUGCCACCGAAGUUGAGGAAGAGUUUCCGGGAAAGGCAGGAAAAGAGUCACGAGAAACUGGCCAUGAUAAAGCCGUCCAACGACAAUGUCAACCCAGUCCAGGAGAGGCAUGAGAAAGGUCAGGAGAAACAAGUAGGCUCCAAGCCAUCCAGCAACACUGUCACCCCAGAAAAGGUAAAAUCUGCAGAGGAGAAACUGGCAGUGAUAAAGCCGUCCAGUGACAAUGUCACCCCGCGGGAGAGACUGGAGAAGGGUCACGAGAAACUGGCCAUGUCAAACCUGAGCAGCGAAAAUGUCACCCAAGAGAAGGUGAGAUCUGCGGGUGAGAAGUCAAGACCUGUGAAAACAGCAGCCGAUAAAAUCAUGAUGAGUGUUGGUGGUCGGGCAGUGUCUGAGGGUCGCGAUAUCUCCUUGACUAAACAACACGCGAUUGAUGAACUCUGGGCCUCACCAAGCGAUGCCUUGGUCUCAAAGAGGCAGCGAACGAUGAGCAAGUCUUCAUCCUCCAACAGUGUGGAUGAUGAGAAUACAGAACAGUCAUACUCUAGUGCUACCAAAUCAUCCAGCGUGAAGCGCCGUGUUUUGACCUCCAUCAGUCUAACAAAGCCGAAGUCUGUGAUACGAGCCCGCAAGGCAGUCAGUCAGGAGGUACUAGGUCCACCUACGCAAGCUACCAACAGCAACAUGGCCUUCUUGAUUGACAAAAUGUUUCAGAAUAAUUCAACAGGCAGUGUUGACAGCCUGAAAACCAAAGACACCAACAGAAGUGGUUUAACUGAGUAUGAUAUGUAUAGUGAAUCCGUGAAAUACGACACUGAUCAAUCAAAGCUGUCUAUGUCGAUGGAUUUUAGUAAUAUCGGUUCAAAACCAAGCUCAAAACCAUCGGAUAAACCAGUAAUUAAGAAAGUUAGAUCAAAAGAGAUUAUUCCGUCUACUAUAUUGAAGAAAUCUAGUAUAGAAGAGUUACCGGUGCAAGUGGAAGAAGACAAGGCUAGCGAAGCUGGCACUUACACAAUCGAAGAUGAGACAGAUGCCACGGAGGAGACUGAGGCUCGUAAAAACAUUGACAAAGUCUUCGGAGUGGAUCAGAAUUCAGGUACAGCUUCAGCGGGGGAUAAUCUAUCAGAUGACAUCAAGGAGCAGCUGCGGCAGACGGACAAGCAAGGGGAGCUCACUCUGAGUCUGAAGAACCUCAAUCUGGAGCUGGAGGAAAUAGAGAGACUUGAGAGACUGCGGGCCCAACCCAAAAUGGCCAACAGUCUGGAGGCCGAGCUAGGAAGUACUGUCACUGACAACGACGAGGAGAUGGAUGAUGAGGAGAAUCCCAGUGUCCCACACAAUGCACCUGAUUGGGUGAGCCAGUGGGCAGCAUUGACCAAUCAAAAGGCCCAGAACAAGUCAGGUGACAUGGAGCUCUCCAGCCCAGGAUCCUCAAUAUCCGAUGUAUCAGAAGGAAAGUCAGGCAGAGUUGCCAAUGGUUUGAGUAGAAAGCGUCCUGGUACAGGGAGGAGGUUACCAACGAUACCUCCAAACGCCCCAAGCCCAACCAUGAGCGAUAGAAGCGCCACCAAGGAUAGCCCAAGAACGUCAAUAUGUGAUCUCAAAAUCAAUGGCACCACGGCAACCCUUCAGUCGCCACAGCAACAGAAGGCUGUUAAGAUAUCUAGUCACGUGUCGGCACGCUACCAGGACACAGACUCGGAGUCUGUAUCGCUCACAAAGUACGGCAGUGAUUUAGACAGUGCCCGUGAUCUGAGUGUACGAGGUAAAGGAAGCAGUAACACUAGCGUCGCAAGCUUGGACACAGAUGUCCUCUUGCGUGAUACGGAAACUGUCAUGCAUGCAAUGGAGGAGAGACAGAAGAACCCACAUAAAAACUUGAAAAAAUCUAGUAAGGAAGAAAACAGUUAUGAUCAAAAUAGUUUUCUUAGGGACUGUAAAAGGUAUGCAGACGAUAGCUCGUAUUUACAAACAGUUGGUUCCCUAGGUGAUAAUUGUGGAGACGAGGAUAGUGCUAUUUUUGACGAGAGCGCAGACCUAGAAUCAGACACGUCCAGUGUUGUGGCUUUAGUGAAUGGGGAUGAGGACUUUGUAAAACCUUCGUUGUAUAAAAGUCCCAGAGAUGUGUUAGGAAAAGGGAAAUUUAAAUUGACUGAAUCAUUACCUUCUAAACCAUUAGUGAAUAUGAAUGGUGCUAGUAAAACUAAAACAUCAGAAGGUGUUAAAGAAAGGAAGAAAUCAGUGGAUGAAGGUAAAUAUGUUAUUUCUGAUAUUAUGAGUGACUUGGUUGAUACUUCAAGGACAAAUGACUCCUUUGACUCAGAAUCCUCGCAGUUUUCACGUCAAGGGUCAAAGGGGAAGGGACAGAUGUCAAUGACCAGACCAAAUCGAGCUUUUGCCCUUCGUCGGGCGAUGGCAGAUGGUGAUGAACCAUUGGACACUGCCCGGUCAACAAGCUCCACAACAUCAAUUGCUUCAUCAGGAUUUAAGACACCUCGUGGAGGAAGUUUAUCCAACCUUCACAAGAGUGGUGGAUCUACUCCACAGAAACCUAAAAGACCUAUGUCAGGUGUGUUCUCUGAUAGAAACCAACCAGAUUCAUCAAAGAGUCAAGCAGCUGAUUCAUCAAGAAGUCAAGCACCGGAUUCAUCACGGAGUAAUGCAAGUCUUGGAACACAAAUUGUGAAAAAGAGUCGUGAAAAUUUGAAUCGCUCUGAUGGUGGGAGACACAGUUUACGGGUAUCGCGGUCGUUAUCAAUUCCAGUUCAGCAACAAAAUGUUCACGCCCCAGCGGCAUCAGCAGCACCCAAGCAGCGGCGUAGCGAUGGGUCCUCUGCCAGUUCUUCCAGUCUUCAUCAUUCUAAAAGUUUGCGGGUUACGGGAGUCAGUGCUCGUGAAAGAUCAUCCUCUAUCUCAAAAUCUGAUCAUAAUUCACCUAAAGCUGCUGAAAGGAAUGCCUGGAAACGCAGAAAGGACUAUGAUCCAAGACAAGCAGUUCUGGAGGCAAAGUCAAAGCCAAGGAGCGAGUCCAAACGUCGUUCAGAGGGCGUGGAGACUUUCAAUAAAGCCAGAGGCGUGACCAGAUCAGCUUCAUUCAAUAAUGGAAAGGAUUUAAAACUCAGUUCAUACAAGAGUGACUCAGUGUCAAGCACAGAGGAGCACAGCAGGAGGAGUAGUGAGGCUAGCGAUGUGUUUGAAGAUCGCCGUGGGUUCGUGCCAUACUCUGGCAGGUCACUGCUGUCUGGGAAGAUCAGUACCAGCAGUGCUGACGAGGAGGAGGUGGAUCGGUCCGCACACUCGUCCUCGGCCCAAUCCAACUUGUCGUAUGACUCCCUGAUCGUGUCUUCAAUCUACCAGCUGUCCUUGAAGCUCAAGAUGCAGACUGACAGAACCAUGGACAAGCUCAGGGAGACAGACAGCGUAGAGAACGGCCUGGACUCCCCACUGGACGAGAUAGACAACCAAUCUGCAAUCAGCGAGAUACCAGCGUACAAGUCGGCCAAUCAGGAACUGGCGGGAGUAUUGAAAAACCUCCGCAAACUUGAACAACAUAUCAAGGUGAUGACCCGGGUGUUGUUCCCGGAGGACGAGGGCAGCCCAGACACCAGCAAGGAGAAGCAGGACUAUCUGCAGGAAAUCCAGCGAAUCAAAAACGAGCUAGCAGGCUUCCAGCCAAUAGAAACGCCCCGCGAUGAGAACUGGAAACAGGACGAGACCGCCUCCGUAGAGUCGGACUGUGAAGAAUUGAGUCAUGCUGAAUUCUACUGAGACACUCGAUGGGAUUAUAUAACUAUGAGACUGUCAAGAAUUCAAGGCUCAGUCAUAGGGCUGGAUAACUUGAUACUUCCAUAUCGGGAUAGUACAAGGGUUCACCAGUAACACUGAAUUCUGAGUCACCAGGCCAUAUAAUGCAACUGUACAAGGCCUCUGAAGUAUCCUAAACAUUGAAGAACUUUUCAUAAUGAUUCCACUUACAACUGGAAACCAAAAUGACUGUUCAGGUGGAGGCAAUAUAAGUGUGGUCAUGGUUAGUCAUGACUUUUGCAUAUUUUACAGGUUUUUGCGUACAAUUUAGUAUCAGAUUCAGAUUAAUACGGGCACUUAAAAGUAUUUUCUUCUGUGUAUAUACCGUUAUUGCGUUAUUUAUUAAACAGCAGCAAUAGUGAUAUUAAGAUAUUUUAACAAUGGCCAUGUUGUGUCCUUUCUGAAGGAGUAGGCUUCAGUGAACAAACAUGAAUAAUAGCAGAAUUACUUGAACCGUGCUCUGUGAAAAUGGGGUUUAAUGCGUGUGCAUAUAGUACCGUCCCAGAUUAGCCUGUGCAGUCUGCACAGGCUUAUUAUGGACGACACUUUCUGCUUUUAUGCUAUACUUUGUUUGAAGAAAGUUUCUUCAUAACAAAAAUCAAGUUUUUGUGAAAAGUGUCGUCCCUGAUUAGCCUGUGUGGACGACACUUUACGCACAUGCAUUAAACCCCCUUUUUACAGAGCAUGGCCCAUUUACAUGGGAUUUUUUAUAAGCGAGCUCAAUUUUUUUUCUGUAAAUGUAAACAAGGAAGAUUUCAUGGAAACAAUUGUAUUCUUAUAAUUGCCAAGAAAGCUGGCUAUCAAAAUAAUUCAUGAACUUUAACUGGCCUGUUAUUGUAGACACACUUUAAUCAGUGUUUGAUUGUUCUAAAAAUCUAGAAAAAUUACUGGUAAAUUUUAUGGCAGAUUAAUAUCAUUAAUAUUCACAGGGUUCUCCAUUUUCUCAGGCCAAAUUUUUGUUCAUGGAUUGAAUGCUUGCCAGAGUUGCCAACUUCUUGUGUGAAUACACAAGCAUAGUACAAUGCAAACAGAGACAAUAUACCGGGUACUUCUCUUCAGAAUGUACGAUGAUGCCUUUACUAAAAUACUACAUGUGUAAAUGAUGCUGCAUUUAGAUCUGUACAACAGAUUUCCAUUGAAGAUUUCCACACGCUUAAGUUAUGCUUUAUUAAGUCACAUACAAGUUUCAUAAAGAUAAGUUGUAUUUGUGGGUACCCUCACCCAUUUCAUUUCUGUAUCCUGCUGGAAUCGUGUUCAGACAUUCACAAUUCCAAACUACAGCAAAUCAGUCAUUAAAUGAAAGAAUGUUGAUACAGCAUCUAUCAGGCUUGCUUGAAUGUUUGGGCAAUAAUUGUGUUUCAUGAAUGUAUUGACUACAAGACAUUUGGCUAGGAUGAUGGUGGUAUGUUUAUAACAUUAAUUUGUUGCUGAUAACUGCAGAUGUAAUUCAUUGGUUAUGUUUUGCAGAUCUGUGGUAUUGGGCUCAACUUGAAUCUGGGCCUUCUUUUGGGCAUUUUGUUAUUGUUGUAAAACAUUCCUUCAAAUCCAUUGCAACAUUUAACUCAUUUGGUUGAUGUAGUAAGAGAUUAUAGUGAUUAUCUUAAGUCAUCAUUUUCAUGUUGCAACAUUGACAGAAAUUAUUAGAUUGGCAUACAAACAUAAAUAAAUAUGAGGUGAAUGUUUAAAUUUGCAGGCGUUUUCUUUUAAUUGCUUGUAAAGAAUUUCAUAAAUUCCAGUAACCAUUUUCCAUUCAGAUUCUGGAAAAUCACAGCUAUUUUGUCUUUAACUUUGGCUGUGAGCUUUUACAACCAUGGAUUUAAAUGUAACAGUUGAAUUUCAUAGUCAUACAGAUCACGUUGUUGUAAUCCUGAACCCUUUCCCACUCAUAAGCAAAGAUUCAAGUUUUGAAGGCUUCAUUUCCAACUCUUAACAAGAUGUGUUUGUGAAACACAAUGUCCCCCUAUAUGAUGUUUGACCUUGUAGGAUGACCUUGACCUUGACCCUUCACCACUCAAAAUGUGCUGCUCCAUGAGAUACACAUGCAUUUUAAAUAUAAAAUUGCUAGCUUCAAUAUUGCAGAAGUGACAUUACAUGAGCAAUUUUGACCCAUAUAUUUGACCUUGAAGGAUGACCUUGACCUUUCACCACUAAAAAUGUGCAGCUCCAUGAGAUACACAUGCAUGCCAAAUAUCAAGUUGCUAUCUUCAAUAUUGCAAAAGUAUUCAUAAAAUUAGCGAUUUGGGCCACAUAUAUUUGACCUCUAACCUUGAAGGAUGACCUUGACCUUUCACUACUCAAAAUGUGCAGCUCCAUGAGAUACACAUGCAUUCCAAAUAUCAAGUUGCUAUCUUCAAUAUUGCAAAAGUACUCAUAAAAUGAGCAAUUUUGGCCACAUAUAUUUGACAUCUGACCUUGAAGGAUGACCUUGACCUUUCACCACUCAAAAUGUGCAGCUCCAUGAGAUACACAUGCAUGCCAAAUAUCAAGUUGCUAUCUUGAAUAUUGAAAUACUGCAAAAGUGUACAUUAAAUGAGCAAUUUUGACCCAUAUAUUUGACCUUUGACAUUGAA